GGUGGUGGCUACAGCCAUCUCCUACUUCCGCCGCGUCUAUGUCAAAAAGUCAUUCGCUGACCUGGAUCCGCGCCUGGCAGCGCCAGCGGCGCUGUAUGUGGCGGCCAAGGCGGAGGAAUGCACGGUGCAGGCCUUGAAGCUGGUGCAUAGGAUGAAGAGCCACGCGUGCAUGUGCGGGCACGGCGCCAUGGGGUACGAGGUGAAGGACGUGCUGCAGAUGGAGAUGCGGCUGCUGCAGGCACUCUCCUUCAACCUCAUCGUCUUCCACCCCUACCGCCCCCUCACCACCUACUUGGAUGACGUCAGCAAGACUCUCAACCUUUCGGCCAAUGUGAAAGAGGAUUUCGCUCAGAUGGCAUGCUACUUGGAUGACGUCAGCAAGACUCUCAACCUUUCGGCCAAUGUGAAAGAGGAUUUCGCUCAGAUGGCAUGGUCCAUGCUCAACGACUCCCUCAAAACGGAUCUGUCAUUGUGCCACCCGCCCUUCCUCAUCGCCAUCGCCUGCAUGCACCUCGUGGCCGUCAUGCGCCACGUGGACCUCAACCCGUGGCUCGAGGGGCUCCGAAUCGACAUGCACCAGGUGAGGGCAGUGUCCUCCUCGCUCCUGGACCUCUACGAGAACUUCUCAUCGCUCUCAGAGGAUCAAAUCUCAGCUGCCGUUGGGAAACUGCCCAUGCGCCUGCCCUAGUGCAGCGGAAGUUGAGUAGUUGAACCCUUGUACUAGUAUAUGAGAACAAGUGAUUGAUUAAAGUGAACAAGCAUACAGCAAUAUAUAGAAAGUAGAAAACAAGCAGUUGUAGAAUACAGUUGAAUGGCGGUUAAUCGAGUCGCACAGCGACUCGAUUGUCGCUUCGGUUACCAUUCUUGCAGUUGUAACGAUCAGUCGCAACCUCCGGUUGCGACCCUUUGAGUCCUUUCGUGUUCUUUGUCCACCCCCUCGUGUAACCUCCGUUGA
Molecule: messenger RNA, 955 nt
Organism: Closterium sp. NIES-67
Lineage: Eukaryota; Viridiplantae; Streptophyta; Zygnematophyceae; Desmidiales; Closteriaceae
Source: the annotation of a GenBank genome assembly